Molecule: messenger RNA, 766 nt
Organism: Diuraphis noxia (Russian wheat aphid)
Lineage: Eukaryota; Metazoa; Arthropoda; Insecta; Hemiptera; Aphididae
Gene: Sbat
Product: LSMD1 domain-containing protein Sbat
Cellular component (GO): NatC complex
Source: RefSeq, a predicted model, not a curated record
GCCAGAACGAGUGCAGACUGAGGGAAGGCGAAAACUUAUGUCUUGGUUGAAUCAGCAAAUGAAAAUUAAUUUAAUAGAUGGUCGCAUUUUGGUAGGAACAUUUGUUUGUACUGAUAAAGAUGCUCAUAUAAUACUUAGUACAUGUUAUGAAUACUUUAACGAAAAAGAUUUAGAUACUGGAGAAUCUCGACUUUUAGGUUUAGUAAUGAUUCCUGGGCGUCAUAUUAUUUCAAUUCAUACAGAUGUACAGCAAACAAAUGAACAACCUAUAAGUUCAUAAAAUUUUGAAGAAACAUGAAAGUACUAAAUAAGUGCAAUUAUAAUGUAAUUGUUGUGCAUACUUUGUUUACUUUUAUUGUUGAUAUUUAAACAAUUGAAUAAUAUAUAAUAUAAAAGUUCUAAAACAUUGACACUUUUUGAAGGAUAGAUAAAAAAAAAAUUAAAAAUUCAGAAACUUCAUGUAAUAGAUUAUCUAUCUUGUAAUAAAUAUUGAUCUUUUAUACUAUUUAUAUUUUAUAAUCAAUUGCAAUACAUUAAUUUUUGCUUGUUAUAAUCACCGAUUUAUAAAACUGUUUGUAGGAAUCUAAAAUUUAAAACCUAAGUUAAAUUGUAUGUUUGCGAUGAUAAAUUGGUAUUUUAUUGGAUAUUAUAUUCUCUGUGUGAAGAAUAAUUGUCUUUCCUUUAUAGCUUUAGAUUACCAGAGCUGAUUUUAAUCAUGAAAUAAUUUUAGAUUGAAAAUAAACAUGUGACACUUAAGUGCAAUCAA